Molecule: messenger RNA, 195 nt
Organism: Penicillium coprophilum
Lineage: Eukaryota; Fungi; Ascomycota; Eurotiomycetes; Eurotiales; Aspergillaceae
Exons: 1
Coding region: 1-195 (64 amino acids)
Source: RefSeq, a predicted model, not a curated record
AUGGCGCUACGUAUUGCUCCUGUUCACAGCCGCUUCCCCCCUUCGGACAUUGUCCCGUGGACCCGCUCCACCGGGCAAACUGACGACCGAGGGCAAUUAGAGCGCAGAUGCGGGAUUCGAUAUCGUCCGAGAGACACGAAGACACUGGACAGAGGCUGGGCGGCGUGGGGUGGUUUGCUUUAUUUGGUGGGGUAG